Molecule: messenger RNA, 1569 nt
Organism: Solanum tuberosum (potato)
Lineage: Eukaryota; Viridiplantae; Streptophyta; Magnoliopsida; Solanales; Solanaceae
Product: putative uridine kinase C227.14
Exons: 11
Coding region: 468-1169 (233 amino acids)
Molecular function (GO): ATP binding; kinase activity
Source: RefSeq, a predicted model, not a curated record
UGGAUCAUAAGAAUUCACCUUUUUUGAAACCAACUAGUGAUCUUGUUUGUGCACAGAAUUUGGAGGCUCAUUUGCACUUGCUUGACGGGCCUGGUGUUCAUUCAUUUAGUUCCGAACAGGCCUACAGCAAUUGGAGAUAUAGGGGACUUCCUUAGAUAUAGGACAAAUCACUCUAGUUAACUUAUGGUGGAUUUUGCAGCACUUACUUAAUGCUUGCAAAGUAGGACAAGCAAUUGGUAUACUUCAGAUUCCUUGAAGAUGAAAUACCAGUACCAAUAUUACGACGCAAGCAACCACCGAGCUUGUGGACUCCUUUGUUUUUUUGUGUAGAUUGGUCAAGUUAAAUCACGAGAGUUUAUAUUGCUCGCACAAUGGUCUCAUGCUGGAAAGUUAAAAGAGACUUGAAGAGGACAAAAAAGCAUCUGGAGUGAUAGAGGCCGAGAACUAGGAUUGAAAAAUGAUGGUGCAUGGAUGACAUAUAUGAUGCUUUGGCCGAACACCUUGUUUCAACUGCAGCAGCAGCAUCAAGCCCUUAUUUCAAGCAUAUUGUUGGUCUUGCUGGUCCUCCCGGUGCUGGAAAGAGCACUGUCGCAUCUGAAGUAGCUAAGAGAGUCAAUAAGAUAUGGCCCCAAAAGUCUCCUUCCUUUGAUUCUCAAGUUGAGCCUCCAGAAGUUGCCAUUGUUCUUCCAAUGGAUGGAUUCCACCUUUAUCGCCAUCAGCUUGAUGCAAUGGAGGAUCCAGAGGAAGCACAUGCGAGAAGGGGUGCUCCAUGGACGUUUGACCCCAAUUUACUACUAGAAUGCCUUAAGACUCUUAAAGAUCAGGGAUCAGUGUACUGUCCAUCUUUUGACCAUGGUGUAGGAGAUCCUAUAGAAGAUGAUAUCUUUGUGAACCUUCAACACAAAAUAGUGAUAGUUGAAGGUAAUUAUCUGCUGCUUGGAGAUGGUGCUUGGAAGGAGGUAUCAUCCAUGUUUGAUGAGAAGUGGUUCGUCGAUGUUGAUCUUGAGAAAGCAAUGCAACGUGUCCUGAAGAGACAUAUAUCUACAGGGAAGUCCCCUGAUGUUGCUAAAUGGAGGAUAGAUUACAAUGACAGGCCCAAUGCUGAGCUAAUUAUGAAGUCCAAGAACAAUGCAGAUUUGGUGAUCAAGUCGAUUGACGAAUUGAGGUGAGCCCCCGACUUGUCACCUGUACUAAGAGUGCUGAGGGAAAAUUUGAAUGGUGGCAUCAAAAGUUAGCCAAAUCGAAUUUUAUCCAUUGGCUUGAAUCUGAUGAGAGUGCAGAACCUUUCGUUGCGUUUACGCUUGAGGUGAUGGAAUAAGUUCAAGGGACUGGAAAUAAUGGUGUUUAUAGUACUACUUUUUUCCUGCAAAUAAGAUGUAGUAAUAUUUUUGACAUGUAAUGCUUAAGGUCGGAUAUUAUACUUUGUAUGAGUUAUUUCCUUCCUAUAUUUUGUGAAAGAGUUUAUCUAUAUUAUGUGUCCAUCCAAAUGGGAGAACUAUGAAAUAUUGCGGCAGACUAAAGAAAUAACCUACCCAUAUAUCAAUCGUUAAUGACAUGUCUUUCAACCUU